CUCUUUUUGUGUACACAACAGAGUGUAUUCAGCGUCUGACAUUGGCCCGUUCAUUUAGUUAUUCAGACUUAAGGGUCUUAAUGUGAGAUAGGUGUCUAGAUCAACAGGGGAGCACUAGCACGCCACAGUCCGCUUAACAACAAGCUGUGUUUGGCUGCCUACUCAUUUCUACUUGACCAUCCGGAGGAAAACCACUGGGCACAGAUUUAUUCUGUACUCACCUCUGAAACCAGAAAUCUUAGUUUUUUCUUGCUUGGCAUCCAUAAGUGAUUGCUAGACAUAAACUAGACUGAGAUUGAGGUUUGGAAAAGUUUUCUGAGACAUACAGAAUGCCAAGUAGUCGGCCUUUCACCUCCUUUGAGCCAGGCAUGUAUGACAGGAGCUGGAAUCCAGUUGUUACCAGUUCAGAGUAUGCCAGUCACUAUAACUCGGGCCGUAGACCAGCCAGUACAAGAAUUCCAGAUUUCUUCCCCAACAUCCAUGGAGAUCCACACUUAAAUUCAUAUGAUACAAGCUAUGGAAACAGUUACAGCAAACAGUUGACUGCAUUAAGCCAGAGAGAGGCAUUCACAGGACCCCCAAGGUUUCGUUAUGGCCGAGCUGGAGGUCCAUGGAGGCAUAUUAAAGAAACUACAGGUUAUGGAGGGAACCACAUUAUGUUUGUUGAUGGAGUUGUUAAGCAGAAAGAUGCCAGUAGAAAUCCUCCAUUUGGGUGGGAGUUGUCUUACCCUGACACUAUGGACAGCCAUUACUACACCCUCAGAGCUAUGACAGCACCUGGUACUAGAAAAGCAAACAUACUGAACACAUCUUUUAAUCAAAGAGCAAAGAAAGGUUACAAGUACUGGUAUGAGGAGAAGAAACCCACAAAUCCGCCAAAUGAUGGUCACUAUCCCAUGGGAAUGGCAGAAUCUGCAUUGUCUUUCUCUAGACAUUUCUGACAGCAUGGAGUAGCAUUAGUAGUCUAAAUGUUGAGUUGCGCUCUCUAAAUUCUAUUCAUGGACGGCAGUUGGCAAAAGGCAGUGCAUUUUAGAGGACUGACUGAAGACCAAUUUGGGACACUUACAACUGGCCUAGUGCAUGAGCAUGGACAUUUAAAAAUACAAGUGAAUUAUUAUUAUUAUUCAUUGGUCAAGAAAUUAAAUCAAUCAAAAAUUGUCUUUAAAUGGUUUGCAGCCGUUGAAAAAGAUACUAUGACAAUCUAAAA
Messenger RNA from Lingula anatina, 1207 nucleotides. RefSeq lists its product as uncharacterized. NCBI's taxonomy places the organism in Eukaryota, Metazoa, Brachiopoda, Lingulata, Lingulida, Lingulidae. The record is from RefSeq and is a predicted model, not a curated record.